UAAUGGGUUGUUCAGAGCUGGGUAGUCGUUGAUAUUGUGUCCAUCUAAUUCGAAGUGAAAGGGAGAAGAAAGUAAAAUAAUAAAGAGGUUGAGAAUAAGUGCACUCAUUAUUUUGAGUUAAAAAUCCAAAAUCUCCUGCAAACACUCACUGGAGUAGUUCGGAUCUGUUUUCAGAAAUAGAUACUUGAAGCUCAAAAGUGAGAUCGGAGAUGCUUGACGGUAUACUAACCCGUGGUUUCAGCUCCAAAUGCAAAUCGCUAGUAAAGGCUACAAGGACGAGAAUCGAGGUGGUGAGACGGAGAGCUGAGUCGAAACAGAGGUUUUUGAAGGAAGAUCUUGCCAAAUUGCUUGAUAAUGGACUCGAUAUUAAUGCUUAUGGAAGGGAAAAGGUCUCGGGGAAGAUGAUUGGCAGUGCUAGAGAAUCAAUAGGUCUUUAUUUUCUUGAUAACGGGAACAACUCACUACAACUGAAUCCUAUUUGUUUGAACUCUACUUUUGUUUUGAAUAAAAUCAUGCUUUGGCACUAUAGGCUUGGACAUCCAAGUUUUUAUUAUUUAAGACACUUGUUACCUCAGUUAUUCAAAAAUAAAAAUCCAUCCUUAUUUCAAUGUGAAUUUUGUGAAAUGGCUAAGCAUCACAGUUCUUCUUUUCCUUCUCAAAAGUAUCAGGCUUCAAAACCUUUUACAAUGAUUCAUAGUGAUGUAUGGGGACCAUGUAGAAUUUCAACAAUGUUUGGAAAACAGUGGUUUGUAACUUUUAUUGACGAUCAUACUAGAUUGAGUUGGGUUUUUUUUUAAUUGAAGGACAAAUCUGAGGUUAAAAAUGUAUUUGAGACUUUCUAUGUCAUGGUAGAAACCAGUUCAAUGAGAAAAUCAAGAUUUUUCGGAGUGACAAUGGCCGAGAAUUUUUUAACGAACAAUUAGGGAACUUUUUCAGAAACUGGGGUAGUACACCAAAGCUCUUGUCCGGAUACACCUCAACAAAAUGGGAUCGCCGAAAGAAAGAAUAGACACCUUUUGUAGAGGUAACGAGAGCUUUAAUGUUUACUAGUAAAGUUCCUCAACAACUUUGGGGAGAGACUCUUUUGAUUGCCACUUACCUUAUUAAUAGGAUGCCAUCUCGUCCUCUUGAAUUUAAGAUACCUUUAAAGUUUUUAGAGAAAGUUUUCCUAGUUCUAGGUUAACUACAGAUCUGCCUCUGAGAGUUUUUGGUUGUACACCAUUUGUUCAUGUUCAUAAUCGUAGAAAACUUGAAUUGCGAGCUAAGAAGUGUAUUUUUGUAGGAUAUGCCCCAAGUCAGUCAAAAGGGAUAUAAGUGUUAUGAUCCACAUGCUAGGAAGAUAAUUGUCACAAUAGACCUAACUUUCUUUGAGUUACAACUCUAGUUUACUACUCAUCUUUAGGGGGAGUAUCAUGUAGGUGAAGAUUCAUUUUUUUGUGAUAUUUUGGAAACUAGAUAUCAAGCAAAUGAUGAGCCUAAUAUUACAGUAAAUAAUAAUGUGAGAGAUGUAGGAAAAGAUAUAGAUAAGUGUCAUCCAAGAGAUGAUAAGGACCAAAGUGACUUGAAUGAUAAAAACUCAGAAAUUGAAACCUGAACCUGUGGCGCCUUCAAAUGACAAAAAUAAAAAUGGAAAUAGAGAACAAAAAACAGAAAUGCAGGUGUAUUCGAGAAGGAACAAAACCCAAGAAAAAAGGGCCGAAGAUUCUCAACAUUGCCAAAAAUCAGUCCCACAAGACCUCAUUGUAAUUCAAGGAUGCUCUACAAGUUCCCGAGUGGAAGGAGGCUAUUUUGGAGGAAUUGCAAGCUCUUAAAAAAAUGAGACAUGGGAGUUAGUGGAUUUACCCGAGGGAAAGAAACCAGUGGGUUGUAAAUGGGUGUUCACCACCAAAUUCAAAUCAGACGGAUCAUUGGAAAGGUAUAAGGCCCGCCUAGUAGCUAAGGGAUUCACAUAGACAUAUGGCAUUGACUAUCGAGACGUUUACUCCAGUAGCUAAGCUAAACUCAAUCAGAGUUCUGUUGACAAUCGCAGUAAAUCUCGACUGGUCUCUUCAACAGUUGGAUGUGAAGAAUGCUUUCUUGAAUGGGAACCUAGAGGAAGAAGUCUAUAUGGAUCCCCUACCAGGUUUUGAAGGGAAGUACAAGUCAAAGAUAUGCAGGCUUAGAAAACCUCUUUAUGGUCUAAAACAAUCUCCAAGUGCUUGGUUCGAAAGGUUUACUCAAUUUGUGAAAAAGCAAGGGUAUGUGCAAGGACAAGCAGAUCGCACUAUGUUUAUUCGACAUCCGGUAGAAGGAAAAAUAAUAGUUCUCAUAGUGUAUGUUGACGAUAUCAUCCUCACAGGAGAUGAUGUGGUUAAAAUAAAAAAUCUAAAGGAACCUCUUGCCUCAAAAUUUGAGAUAAAGGAUUUAGGCCCGCUAAAGUACUUUCUUGGCAUGGAGGUUGCACGAUCAAAGAAAGGAAUUAUAGUGUCACAAAGAAAGUAUGUUCUUGAUUUGUUAAAAGAAACAAGAAUGAGUGGUAGAUCAGCUGAAACUCCAAUUGAUCCAAAUCUAAAAUUUGUAAAUUAAGGAAAAUUGAUUGAUAAGGGCCAAUAUUAGAGAUUGGUAGGCAAGUUGAUUUACUUGUCACAUACUAGACCUGAUAUUUCCUUUGCUGUGAGCCUAGUCAGUCAAUUCAUGCAUUCUCCGCGAGAAGAACACCAAGAAGCUGUGUAUCGACUCCUAAGGUAUCUAAAGAGUUCACCUGGGAAAGGGUUGUUCUUCAAAAAGAAUGAGCAGAGAAUUGUUAAGGCUUAUACAGAUGCAGACUGGGCUGGUUCAUCUAUUGAUAGGAGGUCUACAUCUGGAUAUUGUACAUUUGUUUGGGGAAACUUAGUGACAUGGAGAAGUAAGAAGCAAAAUGUGGUGGCUCGAAGUAGUGCUGAGGCUGAGUAUUGAUCCAUGGCACACGGAAUUUGUGAAAUAUUGUGGCUCAAGAGAAGAUUGAAAAUGGGAGUGUGUGCAUUCCUUUUGUUCCAACAACUGAAGAAGUUGCAGAUAUUUUCACAAAAGGUCUUUUUAGAACUACUUUUGAGUCCUUUGUGAGCAAACUGAAGAAUUUUUGCUUGGGCUGAACCUCUUGUCCUGCUAUGACUUUGUGGAACAAUCUUGUGAAUAUAUUUUGAUGCAGCUCUCCGACAUGCAGAAACUAAGGGGCUGUCCUGAGAACUGCAGAGAAGCUGUGGCAUCGCUGAUGUUUGCUGCAGCAAGAUUCUCCGAUUUACCAGAAUUACGAGAGCUAAGGGAUUUAUUUCAGGAGAGAUACGGGAACUCUUUAGAAUGUUUUGUUAACCAGAAGUGCUGUCAGUUUGUGGAGAAAUUAUCUUCAAGCCCCCCUGCAGUGGAGAAGAGAAUUCAGCUGCUGCAAGAUAUAGUGGUAGAAUUUUCCAUAAGGUGGGACUCCAUGGGAUUUCAAAAGAGGAUGGCAUUUGCACAGGCUCAACCAAACAGGAGUGGACUUUCACAUGCUUCUGCUGGCAAUCACAUUCUACCAAAUGGCAAGGAUGGUGGUUUAAAAGCUGAUAAACUUGACGUUGCACUUGGUGAAAGGCACAAGGGAUUGAAUGAUCAACAUAACAUAAAGAAUGGAAGAGAGGGUGCUGUCUUGAAAAAAGAGCAGCAGGAUCUUCAUUCCUCUGAAGGAAAAGAAUCAAACAAGGAUAGAAAUAAACAUCUUACAAAGCAGGAAACAUGCUAUUCAGUGGGGCGAAAACAUGAUAUCUUGUUUGACGAGGAGGAACAGACAAGGAUAAGAAACAAAGCAGUCAUGGAGAAAGAUGAUAAUUCAACAAGGAUAGCAAAAUCAGGCAACUCAUCACAUGGAGAGAGGCGAGAAGGUUUUGAUUAUAAAUUUACUAGAAACAAUGAAAAUCAUGGUCAAAUUCUCACAGGAAGAGUACAGGACACUCUAUCUUGUGCAAGAUCAGAGACUGCUCCUAGUAGGGGACUCCCUUUCAGAAAUGAAGAUGUCACUUCUGCUCGGGACACAGCCAUUGAAAAGAAUACUGUCAACUCAAAAAAAAUGGUUCAGCAGGACGCUGGAAAUAGGUUAAUGACAUCCUAUGCCAAGUUUGCUCUCCCUCCACCAUACAGUAAGUCCAAAGAGAAAGCCAUCCAUCCUCCAUAUGUAAAGCGAAAAGAUAGCAAGGAAAGAGGCCUCAAAGGUUCUAAGCAGUCUGCUUCUGAAUUUGAUGGCCAUUUCAGAAGUUCCUCUCCAUCCACUAGAGUUGAAACAAUUAAGAUCACUAAAGAAUCAGACCUUUCUGAUCAUGUGGCUCAAACUAUUAAACCCACUAGAACAAAUAGUCAUGGUCAUGAUAAAGAAUUCUCUCACAAGGAUGUGAUUUUGCCCAAACCAAGAUCUCUUAGGAGAAAGCACCAUAAAUCAGCUACUAAUAAUCACGGUGAAGUAGAUAAGUCUGAAGAUGCCAGAGGAGCCAAGAGAAGUUCAAGUAGCCGGCGAAGGGAACAUUCAAGGAAAGGCUUGCAGAUUUUAUUUGAGGAUGAACGCCAUAGAAAAGAUGAAGAGGAAAGAAUGAUAGAUAAACUAUUGCUGCAUUACAGUAAAAGACCAUCAAAGUAUGAUGUGAGAAAAAUGCCACAAGCUCUGGCAACUCCUGAUACUGGUGAAUUCUCAAAUAAUCAAACCAAUGGAGAUCAGGAUAAAAUGGAAUCAGAUGUGGUUGUUUUCCCCAAAAGAUCUAUUUCCCUCCCACACGAGCAGGCUUCUCCAUCGAAGGCAACACCUAUCUUUGCUCGUGCCAAUUCAUUUCAGCCCGACAACCAGGCAUGUCAUGUGCAUCCCAAACUACCAGAUUAUGAUGAUUUGACUGCCAGAUUUGCUUCUCUAAGAGGCUGAUAAAUUUUAUAAUAGAUUAAACUUGACGAGUGUUUGCUCCAGUGUGUGUUACCUCUUCACAUUCAUUUACACGGCUGAUUCUUGCCCUAAGCUGUUUACUGACUGUAACCUGUAACCUUUAUUUACUUGACAACCUGUACCAAUACAUAUUCAGCAUGAGGUUCUUAUA
Solanum lycopersicum (tomato) is the source of this 5063-nucleotide messenger RNA. The record is from RefSeq and is a predicted model, not a curated record. Lineage: Eukaryota; Viridiplantae; Streptophyta; Magnoliopsida; Solanales; Solanaceae.